UAUUUCAGUUCAAUAAUUACUUUGAUAAAAUACAUAUUUUGUUAUGUGCAAAUGGCUUUAGAUACCUAUUAGGUCGAUAAAUUACCAUAUAGCAUAUGUUCAACACAAAAAACAGUGACAAUUUGUUGUUGACAAAGGACAGCUGGAUAUAUAAAGGGCCCCAUUACCUUCAGUAGCUUAGGGCCUCAUCAAACCUAAAUCUGUCCCAGAGUGGGACCCAUUUUAUGGAAGAAGGUGCAAAAUAAAUGACUUGGAAGCGCUGCUUCCCCAUACCUAAAACCAGUUUUCCAACAUGAGGGCAAACCUUGUUAUUUUAAGGAGCAGCAAGCAAAAGUAUUGAACACCCCCGCCCCAUCUCUUUCUGCUAUUGGCCUAAUGAAACAUGCUGAGAAUAGUUCCACUGUAUAAAUAAGGUCACUCGUAUUUUUUAAGGUGUAAAUACAUUUGCAGCCUCAAAGAGAAGACUCAUGGGCGUAGACAAAGGGGGUGGGCAGGGUGGCAGCUGCCCCCCCAUCAAUAAAAAUCAAUAAAAAUACUUAGAUUCUCCCCCCCCCCAACAAAAAUCCUGGCUACGUCCUUGUCUGCAGACCGUAUGUUUUUAUCGGAAUUAAUUGCAUAUUUUAUUUUGGAAAGCAACACAUUGCAAAACCCAGAAGUAGUAUUUCAAUGCCUCCUGCCUUUGCUGCAUUUAUUAAGGAUUAAAAACAAAGCAAACAGGAAGGCUCCUCUCAUGUGUUUUGUGUAUCAACUAUAUGUAGGUAAAGCUACAAGCUAGGAGCACAGUUUUAGAAACCACAGAUCAGCAAUUUUGACAAAGCAUUUGCCAAACCCUUCUGAGAAACGCGGCCUGUUGGAAUUAGCAAUAGUAAUUCUAGACAUAUGCCAACAGAUCCAGCAGUGUUAGCAAAAAAGGGAAAACUUCUGGCUGUACAUGCUGGACACAUUAACACCACAUGACCUCAGCCUAGUGACCAGCACCCUUGAGGGAAUGAAGGCUUUCUGAGCAUCCUCAAAGGUUUCUUAACUACCACCUGUGAAACAGCAUCAUUUUUAUCAGAGCAGCUGAUGAAGGUGGAAGCCAAAACGUUUUACUGUAAAUAAAAUUAAGAUUUCUGUUUAGUCCUUGUAAUAAAUAUGUGCUACAAGAUCCAGACCAAACUUGUCUGAAGUGCUCUUUGUUGCUUUUACUCUCCCCCUCCUCAUAUUUGGUAGCCAUACCGUGGUAUCCAACUAAGUUCUGCUCAGAGUUAACCCAUUUAAAGUAAUGCCUAAGCCAUGUCAAUUAGUUCUAAUAGAUCUACUCUUGAGUAUAACAGACAUUGGCGACAGCCCAUAUUGUUGCAUCCAUCUAAGUAAAAGUCCAUUGCUUUCAACAGAUCUGCAACUUAAGUUGGAGGCCAUGCAUAUUCUGUUAAUAUUAUUACUGUUAAGAAUUCCUUUUUUAUAUAGCGAAAUUGAUUUGCAGUGGCAUUGCUAGGAGCAGGGUUUUUUUUUUAAUUAAGAGCCUCAUAAAAUACCUAUUUCUCUUUUUAAAAGGUAACAGACAUAGUGAACAAAUUCUUACUGAACAAAAGAUACUUUAUUUAGAGACCACACCUUUAAAAAAAUAAUAAUGUAUAUUUACAAUCAAAUAUAAGAUGCAAUUUAACCUUCCUAUUAAUAACAAAGCAGGACGCAGCAUCUGAAACGCCUUUUUUUUCUUCCCCAAAACAAUGACACUGUUGUGCCAGUGAAAGGUCUGAAAGCAAAUGUUUCAAAUUGAGGGCAUUUCUUUCUUGAGUGUUGACGCCUCUGCCCCAGCUCGGGCUGCCCGCCUUCCCGCAUUUGGGAAUGACUGGAAGUGGAUUGGCUGCCAGUGAGCUCAUGUAUUUAUGGAUCUCUUUCCCGCUAGUAGCAGCAACAGCAAUGUACCACGUAGGCUCCUUCCGUUCGGUGAGAUGCUGCUGUUCCCAACGCCACACUUUGUUUUUCUCUCUCCCUCUGCUGACCUGACCGUAUUAUGUUGGCUCUGCAGAAAUGUCGAGCCGCUCUUCCCUUUGCGGGUGCUAAUACCCUUUGUUGGUAGGGUUUACUGACGUCACGAGGCAAAUGGCUGAGCUCGAAGCUGGGAGCUGCUGAGUUUACGUGCUGGUUUCACCUUCGGCAGCAGCGAGCUGUUGUCACAGACAGCUAAGGCUCAUUUUCCACUUGCAGAGAAGGGAUUGCUGAAUAGGAGGAGGACGGUGGCGGAAACACCCCACAGCCGUCGACGGGGUGAAUGAAACAACCUCAGGAAAAGGAGAAAGAAUAAACCCAAGCAGCUUUGGAUUUAUAAUGCAAGCAGCUUUUGCAGGAUCCACAGUCACCUUGCUUUCCUGCUUUUGGAUUUAAGAUCAUGUCCGUUCACGUUGUAGCUUUUGGAAAUGAAAGAGGUGGCUUUUCUGAGGAUGAUCAGCAGAGGAGUCUGAUUUGGACCUAUCUUGGGAGAAGCGCUCUGGUUUCAGAGACUGACAGCAGCUUGUUGUUAAACUCUGCCAACUAUGUUAGAAAUCCCGCAUUCACCGAAUAUCAAGCCUGUGUGUUUGGAAAUGUCAGAUUGGUGGUACAUGACUGUCCUCUCUGGGAUAUUUUUGACAGUGACUGGUACACAUCUCGGAACCUUAUUGGAGAAGCAGAUAUCAUUGUGAUUAAAUACUCUGUAAAUGACAAGUCUUCAUUUCAAGAAGUAAAGGACAUUUAUGCACCACUGAUAAAAAAAGCAUUAAACCACUGUUCAAUUCCUGUCAUAAUUUCUGCUGUUGGUGCAAGACAAAACGAAGUUCCCUGCACUUGUCCUUUGUGCAUCUCAGACAGAGGGAGCUGUGUUACAGCUUCUGAAGGGAUUCAGCUUGCUAAAGAACUUGGAGCUACUUAUUUGGAACUGCACAGUCUCAAUGAUUUCUACAUAGGAAAAUAUUUUGGAGGAGUGCUGGAAUAUUUUAUGAUACAAAGCUUGAAUCAGAAAUCUUCUGAAAAAAUGAAGAAAAGGAAAAAAAGCCAUAAGUGCCAUGGAGUUAAGCCACCUCAACUUGAUCAGCCAGAAAAAAUGCCAAUUUUAAAAGGUGAAGCCUCGCAUUAUGACUCCGAUUUACAUAACCUGCUGUUCUGUUGCCAGUGUGCAGAUGUGGUAUUUUAUUCUGAAGACUUGAAGGAAGUAGCAGAAGCUCACAGGAUUGUUCUAUGCUCUGUUAGCCAUGUGUUCAUGUUACUCUUUAAUGUGAAGAGUCCAGCAGACAUUCAGGAUUCCUCCAUCAUUCGAACUGCCCAGACCCUCUUUGCAGCAAAUCGGCAAGCUGUGCUUCCUGUUUUAAACCACAACUCAUCAUGCAACUCACCAGUAAGAGUCAUUGUUAAAGACUCUUUCUUCUGUUCUUGUUUGUCAGACAUUCUGCACUUCAUUUACUCAGGUGCUUUCCAAUGGGAACUAUUAGAAGAACAUAUCAAAAAGAAGCUGAAGGAUCUUGGGAACGUUGAGCUUGUUCUUGAGAGAGUAAAAUGUAUCUUGAAAAUUCCAGGAAAGGUUAACAGUUCAAGAAAUUGCAGAUCAUAUUUGUCAAAAAGGCCCCUGCAGUUAUGUAACAGCUCUCUCAGGCUCUUCUUUAACACAACUGUAUUAGCUGAUGUCAUGUUCAAGAUACAAGGUGCUACAGUGCCCGCUCACAGAGCAGUCCUCGUGGCUCGCUGUGAGGUAAUGGCGGCUAUGUUCAACGGUAACUAUGCAGAAUCCAAUAGUUUUCUGGUUCCAGUUUAUGGCAUUUCCAAAGACACUUUCUUGUCCUUUCUAGAGUAUCUGUAUACGGACUCCUGUUGUCCAGCCAGCAUUCUGCAAGCUAUGUCGCUCUUGAUUUGUGCUGAGAUGUACCAGGUAUCAAGGCUCCAGCACAUCUGUGAGCUGUAUAUCAUCACACAGCUCCAGAGUAUGCCUAGUAGAGAAUUGGCAUCAACAAGCCUGAGUGUUGUCAGCUUGCUUCGGAAAGCAAAGUUUCACAACUCUGAUUGCCUUUCAAACUGGCUGCUUCAUUUUAUUGCUUCUAACUACUUAAUCUUCAGUCAAAAACCUGAAUUUGAAGACCUUUCGGUGGAAGAACGCAAUUUUGUCGAGAUGCAUAGAUGGCCUUCUAGUAUGUACCUGAAACAGCUUGCAGAGUACAGGAACUACAUUCAUUCUCGAAAAUGCCAUUGCGUAGUAAUGUAAACUGAAAGCUGAUCCAUCUUUAGUUAUGAAGAGAAGAAAGUCAAUUGCUUCAGGAAUCGUACAACUUCACAAGACUGAAAGCAAAUGCUGAGCUUACAUGCUGUGAAACUAUGAUCUAAUACUGCACUUGCUAAUGAAUAACUACUGUAUUUUUUUAAAAGCAUGUGAGACAAAAUUUAGAAAAGCAUAAGCAUUUAACCAGGAUGUUUCCCAAUUCUGCUGCUGGGUCUAAUUUCUUUGUAUAGAGAUAUCAAUUCAUGUCAUAUUAUUUCAGGUUUUUAGUGGAGUUUAGACUUAUUUAGAGCCUGGAAAUCAUGUCAGCCCAUGAUUGGGAUUUUAAGAGUCUGAAGGAGAUUCCAAAUUCAUUAAAUGUUUAUAGGUUCUCUUUGGAAACUGUAGAACCUAAUUUUGUUUGCUAGUUACUCUAAGGAUUUCUGUAAUUUAUUUUUGGGCCUUUUAAGAAUUUUGUAAAAACAUAGAGUAUUAUGUUUCUGCACUGGUAAUUAGAAAAAUGUACUUCCUGUUAGCAUCAUUAAAUUCCUAUGUUAUGGUGUAAAAUACA
Molecule: messenger RNA, 4775 nt
Organism: Podarcis raffonei (Aeolian wall lizard)
Lineage: Eukaryota; Metazoa; Chordata; Lepidosauria; Squamata; Lacertidae
Gene: RHOBTB3
Product: Rho related BTB domain containing 3
Exons: 12
Coding region: 2375-4213 (612 amino acids)
Biological process (GO): regulation of proteolysis; proteasome-mediated ubiquitin-dependent protein catabolic process
Cellular component (GO): cytoplasm
Molecular function (GO): GTP binding; GTPase activity; ubiquitin protein ligase binding
Source: RefSeq, a predicted model, not a curated record